Molecule: messenger RNA, 3054 nt
Organism: Cydia pomonella (codling moth)
Lineage: Eukaryota; Metazoa; Arthropoda; Insecta; Lepidoptera; Tortricidae
Exons: 3
Coding region: 2015-2917 (300 amino acids)
Source: RefSeq, a predicted model, not a curated record
AGUUGACUAGCCAAAAGCUAUCCUAGAUUUACCAUAGCUCUUUAUUAUUGCUCGUGACUGUGGUAUUAUAUAUAUGACUCUUUAAAUAUAAUUAUAUUUUUUAAAUAGGUAUAUAUUGUAAAUAGCUAUAGGUAUGUAGCUAGAAGUAUAUCGCUGUAGGCAUAGCAGCUAAAGACUAUGCGGAAAGAGUGUAUGAAAAUAGGCUGCGGUAGGAUAGUGGGUGGCUACCAUAUCUGCCACACUCUGGUAAAGGCUCUUCCAGUUGGAAUCUAGUGACCAUCGAGGGCUCGUUCGAUUUGUCUAGGCUAGAAAAAUCCAAUGAACCAUGUUUUGAGAAAGUUAUUCCAAUUUUCGAACUUUCGUAGCCCCAAAUAUAUGCCUCUAUAGGAUGUAUAGUUUUCAUGUUGUCUUUCUGAACUUUCGUAUUUGACCAGGUCAUGAUAGGUUGUCCGUAUCGAGGGAUAUCGAAAAGCGACCAGAAGCCUUUUGGUUUUGAGUUCGGUGGACACUUUGCUCGUUUGAUUUAUUGGCGUAGAUCCUUAAUUUGAGUGUGAGUGGACCCAGUAGGCUUGGCACAUAAUGGGCGCGACGGUAUCUCGCGGCGAGAUAGGCUACCCGUCUUUUUCUAUGUAAAUUAGAGAGGGACGGGUAGUCUAUCUCGCCGCGAGGCCCUGUCGCGCCAAUCAUGUGCUAGCCCGGCAGUAAGUCUUUGCCAGGUCUUUUCUUCUCAUUCAUAAAUCCUCCGUUGACAUAGUCGAAUAAUUCGUCAAAAAAAAAGAAAAACAUCGGCUGUUUCUUUGCUUGACGGAUCUAGUAUCGUGUCGUGUCUUGACCCAAUAGGGGACAGGUCAGUACCUCAGCGAUCGAAUGUAGGAAAGAACAUAUUCCUUAUUUUAAUGAACGAUCUUCCCCUUGAAUCGUCGAUUGUGGAUUUUGUAAUUGGUAUUUGCGCCAUAGUAAAUGCAGACAGCGGGGACCAGUUAAUAAAAAAUGUUCAUUAUGUGACACGCCUAUCCGAAUGGUUCACAGCAAACGGAAUUAUAUUAAAUCUACAUAAAUUAUGUGUAACGGAGUUCAACUUGAGGCAGACUCGAGACGCUGUUGUCAACGCAAAAUACCUCUGAUCUCUUGUCCACGACACGGUUGUUCAACCGUACGGUGUGUCAGCCGUACGGUUGAAAAAACGUGCUAGCUUGUACAUGACACGGCAAAAUCACCGGGCGAGGCAUUGGCUAAGUACUGGCUUUAGCGCGCUAGUAGCGCUUUUUACCCCGGGCUGUGUAGGACGUGCUGCGUCAUGAAUUUUCUUACGAAAAAAAAGAUUAUCGUUGCUUAUUUUACAUAUAUAGGAAACGGAAAAUAGAAAAAAAAAGGGAAAGAAGGUUUUGGAUACAUCCGAUUUUAGAAAAAAAGGGAGGAAUAUGGCGCGUUUCAUACACUUUUCAAGAAUCAAUUGAGAGAAGAUGAAGACAAGUUUUACAAUUAUUUUAGAAUGCAGAAAACUACAUUCGACAACUUGCUCCAAAAAUUAUCCCAGAAACUAAAACAUCAAGAUACUUUUAUGCGACAGAGUAUAUCGCCCGCAGAAAGAUUGGCUGUAACUCUGAGCGAUUUCAGACUGUGCAGAUAAAUCGAACGUCCCUAGUGUCUCCACACGCCUCCGAUAUCGGCGUCGAUCGGCAGUUCUCCGCAGAGUCUCACGCAAGAAACACGCAUUAUGGAAGAUGAUGACGCGUAUGUUUAAAGAAAAAAAAGGCGCGGAGUGUGUGGUGUAAAGACUGGCUCAUGAAAAGGAAGCGAUUUUCUCAUACCAACUUAUUAAAUGAGUUGAAAUUUGCUCCGAAAAAUUGGCAUAAUUACUUGAGGAUGAAUGAAGAAGCAUACUUUAAUCUGCUGGCUUUAGUUACUCCACUAAUAAAGAAACACGACACUGUAAUGCGAAGAAGCAAUAAGUCCUCAUGAAAGAUUAUCUGCUACACUGCGAUUUUUAGCUACAGGACGUUCCUACGAAUGUAUGAAGUUUUCUACAAUAAUAUCACCGCAAGCUCUUAGUCAAAUCAUUCCUGAAACCUGUGAUGCUUUGUACGAGGUUCUACGGAAAGAGUACUUAAAGUUUCCCAAAACAGAACAAGAUUGGAGAAUAAUAGCGAGAGAAUUCGAGCAGAAGUGGAACUUCCCUCACUGUUUAGGUGCCAUUGAUGGUAAGCACGUUGAAAUCGUGCCUCCAAGUAACAGUGGCUCGUUUUAUUAUAACUAUAAACAUAGACACAGUAUGGUAUUGCUGGCAAUCGUUGAUGCAAAAUACAGAUUCCUGUUAGUUGAUUUUGGAACAAAUGGAAGGGUUUCUGAUGGUGGAGUAUUGUUGAAUACGAAAUUUUAUGAAAAACUUGAAAGGAAGACGUUAAAUAUUCCUACAGCAGAAAGGUUGCAUCCACGAAUACUGCCGUAUGUAUUUGUAGCUGAUGACGCGUUUCCUCUGAGAAAGGACAUGAUAAAACCAUUUCGGCAAAAUGACUUAGACAGUAGAAUUAAGAAGAUAUAUAAUUAUCAGACAUCGCGAGCACGCCGCAUUGUCGAAAACGCAUUUGGGAUAAUAGCGGCAAGGUUCAGAAUUUACAGAACACAAAUGAACCUGUCGCCUGAAACUAUUGGGUCAGUCGUAAGAGCAACCUGUGCUUUGCAUAAUUAUUUGACGUCAUCAUCGCUUUCAUACGCUUCUUCAGAAUGUUUCGAUAUUGAAAACUUUGAAGAAGGUACGAUAACGUCAGGACUCACAACAAGAGCGUCAACACUUGAACCAUUACAAAGAACUAUACAAGGCCGUGCACCUCAAAUAGCUAAUCAAAUAAGAAGUCAAUUUAUGACGUAUUUUGUAAGUGAAGGAAAAGUUCCUUGGCACGACAAUUUCAUUCAUUAAUGUCAAGCAAAAUGGUCUGCACCUUGUAUUUGUGUAUAAUAUUUUUUUUUUUCAUUAUAAUUAUUUUUAUAAUAAUUUAUUAUUUAUUUACCAUUAUUUUGCCUCUUCCUUUGCAUUCCUUAGUUCCAUACACACGU